UUUACUUUAAGGAAAUACUUUCACAAUGCUACACCGCAGCGAAAAUAUACUGUGAAAAGUUAUGUAACGCUACUGGCUCGAGGACAACUAACCUGUUUUGUAACAGGAUGCUGCUCAAUGUACUGCUGGGCCUCCUGUGUGGCGUCAGUGCUCUGGCCCAGCAAAGUCCGAUGCCACUGCUGCUGGUGUCGUUUGACGGUUUCCGAGCUGAUUACCUGAAGAGGUUUCCCAUGCCGAACCUGAAAUUCCUAUACAGCCAAGGAGUCCUGGUGGAGCAGCUCACCAACGUCUUCACCACAAAGACAUUUCCCAACCACUACAGCCUGGUCACAGGGUUGUAUGCUGAGUCUCAUGGUAUUCUGGCAAGUAACAUGUACGACCCCGUCAGUGGCAAACACUUCCAUGGGAGCAGCACAGACUCCUUCUGGUGGAAUGAGGCGAGGCCUCUUUGGAUAACGGCACUGGAUUAUGGCUAUACGACUGCAGCCAUGAUGUGGCCUGGCUCAGAGGUUACCUUCGACAAUCGGACACCGACGCACUUCUUUCACUACAACCCCAAUGUGACGUUUGAGCAGCGACUCGGGAAUGUGACAAACUGGCUGGAACAAGGAGUGAUGUUUGCAGCUAUGUACUGGGAAGAACCUGAUCAGUCAGGUCAUAUUUUCGGCCCUGACAACGAUACUGUGAUGGCUGGAGUCCUGAAGAAGGUUGACGACAACAUCGGCCUGCUGAUUUCAGAGUUGAAGCAGAAAAAUCUGUGGGGACACAUUAAUCUUGUGGUAACCAGCGACCACGGCAUGGCUCAGUGCUCGGCUGACCGCCUCAUACGUUUGGACGACUGCCUCCACCCCGACAACUACACUCUGGUGGACUUAACCCCUGUCACAGCCUUGAUCCCCAAAAAUGAUACAAAGGCUGUUUUCAACCUGCUGCGUAAGUGCCACGCCCACAUGAAGGCCUAUAUGAAAGAAGCCAUUCCUGACAGGCUGCACUACAGGAAAAAUCUGCGCAUUCAGCCAGUUUUAUUGAUUGCUGACGAGGGGUGGACCAUCGUGCAGCGCGGGAAUCAUCUUCCGCGGCUGGGUGAUCACGGCUAUGACAACACCCUUCCCAGCAUGCACCCCUUCUUGGCAGCAGCUGGGCCCAGCUUCCGUCAAGGGUAUCGAAUGAGCAGUCUGCACAGCGUUGACGUUUACCCACUGAUGUGCCGCCUGCUGUCGGUAUCGCCGCGGCCCAAUAACGGCACAUUGUCUCAGGCUCAUUGUUUGCUGGCAGCGGAGAAAUGCUGGGAUUUGGUCUUACCGAUCAGCCUGGUGGUGGGCGUCCUACUGCUGCUCAUUACCGUAACUGUUCUCUUCAUGUUGCGGAACUGCCGCCACCAGCUGGGUCCUCGGCCCUUCCAGAGGCUGCAGGUCGACGAGGACAUAGAACCCUUGAUAGAGUAAACCAGUUCCGCAAUUGGAACACAGAAGUCUGUGUAACCUGCUGAGGUACUUGACUUGUUUUGAAGGAGGCAGUGUAAAGCUUUCAGCACCUGCUAAAGUCUGGUCUUUGCAUGGUGAAGCACAGGACGCUUCCUUUGACUCUGGUGUAAGACCCGCCCCCCAAAAGUACAACGACACUUGUAGACAGUGAAUAUAGCAAACCUAAAAGUUAACUUUGAUAACCGCGAAUCUGCAGUCUGAAAAGUUAACUGGGUUGACUGAGAUUAAAAAAAAAAAUGUAUAUACUGUAUAUAUGAGCUAGCCUGAAGUCAGUGGAACUAGAUUUACUGGAAGCGAAUGAGUCCACUAAUACAAAGUUACCUGAAAAGCUAAUCGUGACGAAAAAGUUAGCUCUGCUAAUUAGCUGUUACCGGAACUGUGCCCAACACUCACUGCCUGUAGGAACUGUUAUUAUUUAUCAAACAAAAAUCACUCUUAUGCUCCUCGUGGUUAAUUUAGGCCGAUAAAGGUUCUCAGUCAUAUAGGGAGGAGAUAUCUUGACGUUUAUGCAAAGCAAGAAGUCAUUGGAUGAGUGGAGAAAUUUCUUAGACUAAACAAAGAAUCAAUUUGGUUUUAACUCAAUUUUAGGUGGCAGUUAUUAAUAAAGGGAUGUUACUGUUAUUUUUUGCCAGCAGAGGGAGCUAGUAGCUCAUGUGGAAUUGAUACAGUGUCUAGCAGAUGUCCUGAAAUGGUGAAUUCUGCUUUUUCCUGCUUUGUUUGAACUGUUACACUAAAUGUUUCACAUCUUUAAAACAAAGUACUGUGAAAACAUUUUAAGCACAAUUUAUGCUCAUAAACCUUUAAAACAAUAAAAAGCUGUAAAAUAUGUAAUAUUUAAAAUAAAAUAUAAGUAAAAUGCUGAACCUUAAUCUCCAAAUUAUAAGAAAAUCUGGUUGUAAUUUAUCAGUAAAAAAUAAUAAUAAUAAAAUUACUGAGUAAUCACUGGUAGCUAUCUUUGUGUUGUUAGGAACCGGGGCAGUCCAAUAAAACAGGGUUUGACACUUGAUUAAAAAAAGAAAGCUGUUAAAAUGGAAAAAGAAUGAAAUAGAAAAAAAAUAUAUAUUUAUUUUUUAGUGCAAGCAGAAGGUUUGAACAGAUUUUAUUCAGAUAUUUUCUGUUAACCCUUUGAAGAAAAAAUGAAAAAUACAACAAAAGACUGCAAUGUUUUAUACAGCUGAAAUCAGUCAUGUUAUGCAUUUCUUUUCAUCUGUAGUUUCACACUGGAAAAUUAAAUCCCUCAGUUGAGUAUUAAUAUUAAAUAACGUAGUGUCUCAAUGACUGCAAUAACCGAGGUAGGGGCGCAACAAAAAACUGUGAAACUGGAAAAACUGCAGUACUUUACAUGUACCGAACUGUGUACCAUUAAAAACAAAAGCCUCAUAAGGUCUGCAGCAAUCACUUAAUGCUAAUGUCAUGCUCAGAUGUUUCAGAUGUUAUAGCCAAAUGUUCAGGAGGUGAAAACUGUACAUUCUCAAACUACCUGUUGGAACACAUGAAGUGAUAUUCUUCCACUUUGUAAUUUUGUGCAAGUUUUUGGUUUUAUGCCUGUGUGAGAAAACCUGACAGGAAUGUACUGUGAUCUGAAGCAUAUCACGGAGGACAGGUAGGCUAAGGUAAGCACCUCACUGUAUAAUCAUCAGUCAUUUUAAAAAUGUUUCUUCAAAUUUAGUGAACUAAACAUGGCCACCGCAAGGAUCCUCUCAGUGCUAACCUACACAUUUGAUAUUUUCACCUGUUCAGUUGCAACAAGAAGUGCUUAACUGAGAAUGUGUUUAGCUUUCAUGAGUCCAUUACAUCUUGAAAAGAUGACCUUCAAAACAUCUAAAAAUAGUGCUCGCUUGUAUAUGGGAUUUUUCCUCUUCAAGAGCCAUUUUUUUAAACAGGUGUGACUUGUACUCUGGAAAACAUGUAUCUACAUUAUUGCAGAUAGUUGUAUAACCACUGUGAGAACACAUGUUUUUCUCUUUUAAUAUCACAAAGUGAGGACAUUAUUUUAUUUCUUUUGCUUUCUGCAAACUGAUGUAUUCUGAUCAUGUCAAGCUUGAUUCUGUCAGUUGCCACAGAUUUUGGUGACUUGCUCAUGGGCAUUUUCUCAGGACUUUUCUGCAUGCCAGGGAUUUUUUUUUUUAAACAUCAGUUGCAAAAAUAAACUUGUGAUGUCUUGAUAUAAUUAUAUCGAUAAACAAGGCCAUUAUUUGCAACAUUCA
This is a messenger RNA of Thalassophryne amazonica, 3691 nucleotides long. It is a transcript of the gene enpp4, whose product is annotated as ectonucleotide pyrophosphatase/phosphodiesterase 4. The record is from RefSeq and is a predicted model, not a curated record. NCBI's taxonomy places the organism in Eukaryota, Metazoa, Chordata, Actinopteri, Batrachoidiformes, Batrachoididae. Bases 108 to 1445 code for a protein of 445 amino acids. The transcript is spliced from 8 exons.